Nymphalis io (European peacock) is the source of this 1978-nucleotide messenger RNA. Its product is annotated as membrane-bound alkaline phosphatase-like. Gene Ontology annotation, molecular function: alkaline phosphatase activity. Gene Ontology annotation, biological process: dephosphorylation. The record is from RefSeq and is a predicted model, not a curated record. NCBI's taxonomy places the organism in Eukaryota, Metazoa, Arthropoda, Insecta, Lepidoptera, Nymphalidae. The coding region runs from base 79 to 1758 and encodes 559 amino acids. The transcript is spliced from 8 exons.
UCAGUCGUAAGUAGUAAGAUCGGCUGAUCCGCAGUCGAUAAAAGUGUGCUGUCUCGUGCGCACGAGUCAGACGACGCGAUGGCGCAUGCGCAAGUGUUGAUAGUUUUACUAGCGAUAUGUUAUAUUGGCGCAGAUGAUGCCGUAUCAACGCCAAAACCUAAAAAAGUCCUAGACACCGUCAUGAACCCCUCCUACAUACCUUCAGACGAGAAGCACGGCUCCUACUGGAGGAAAACAGCUUCAGAAGUAUUGAAAUCUAAGCUUAAAGAAACCAUCAACACCAAUAAAGCCAAGAAUGGUAUAAUGUUCAUCGGUGAUGGAAUGUCUUUGGCAACUGUCAUGGCGGCUAGGACAUUCGCUGGACAGCGAGAGAGAGAACUUGGAGAAGAUAAUGUUUUAGAUUUUGAAAAGUUUCCCGUAACUGGAUUGGCGAGGACCUACUGCAUAGACGCUCAGGUACCGGAUUCAGCUUGUACUGCUACAUCAUACCUCACAGGAGUUAAGACCAAGUAUGGAGUCAUUGGUCUGGAUGGCAAUGUUACUAGAGGUUCAUGCUACUCCCAACUUUAUAAAGCCAACUGGUCACCUUCUAUUGGACAGUGGGCGUUGGCGAAUGGAUUGGAUGUUGGUCUUGUUACUACCACUCGAGUGACCCACGCUUCACCGGCUGGGAUGUACGCCCACACAUCCGAGAGGAACUGGGAGUCGGAUGCUGAUAUUCCUGAGGAGUGCCUGAGCUUAGGGUGCAAGGACAUAGCGUAUCAGCUGAUCACAAGUAAUCCUGGAAGGCAAUUUAAGGUAAUAAUGGGAGGUGGGCGUCGCGAAUUUACACCAAAUGUUACCAACCCUUUAACUAACAGUACUGGCAAACGUCUCGAUGGCAUUGAUUUGAUCGACCUCUGGCAUGAAGACAAAGUCGAUUUAAAUGCCACACACCAGUACGUUACAGACAGAAGUGAGCUGAUGAAGGUUUUUAAUUCAGAUGACUUGCCUGAAUAUCUUCUAGGGCUGUUCCAAAAUGACCACAUGGAUUAUCAUUUGAAGGCCAAUAACCAGCCAUCCCUAGAAGAAAUGGUAGAAGUAGCUAUAAAAAUGCUGAGCAGGAACGAAAGAGGCUACUUCCUAUUUGUGGAAGGCGGCCGAAUAGACCAUGCCCAUCACGAUAGCUACGCUCAUUUAGCACUGGACGAAACUGUUGAAUAUGCUAAAGCCGUUAAGAAAGCUAAAGAACUAACAAAUGAAGAGGACACUCUUAUUGUCGUAUCUUCAGAUCACGCGCACACAAUGACAGUAGCUGGUUAUCCAUCAAGGGGUAACGAUAUCCUUGGGGUAGUUGAUACGGCUAAAGGAGCUGAUGGGAAACCAUACACUACUAUAAGUUAUGCUAAUGGAAAGGCUACGUCGUUUAAUGAAGCAGGAAGAAUUGAUGUGACUUUGCAUAGUGAAUUUUCAAAUCGUGAAUUGGAUUAUUCAUAUCCAAGUUUAGUUCCUCUGGACUCUGAAACCCACGGAGGUGAGGACGUCGCUGUGUACGCGAGCGGACCGUGGCAGCAUUUGUUCACGUCUAGCUACGAACAAUCCGUCAUACCACACAUGAUGGCAUAUGCUAUGUGCCUGAGUGACAAUCCACACGAAAAUUGCAGGCCGAAACAACAUAGAACCUUCUGGUCCAACAACGGCUUCAAUAUGAAACCAAAUAAGUAUUAUUUACUAAGUUUAUGUGCUGUGAUAUUAUUAGUAAGCGAAAUAUGUUUGUAGUUAUUUUGUUUUUAGGCAUGAUACUUAAUUUAUAUUAUAAUAAGAGAACUGUUAUAUACCAAUCUAUAUACCUACCAGCUGUCCAUCCCGAGUAAUUUACACUAAGUGUGAAAACACUCUACUCAUUUCACACAAUUGUGAAAAUUUUAGCAGAUAUAUAGCUAAGCGGAUGUAUAUAUUAUAAAAAAAAAAACAAUGAACCAAAUUUUAUCUUUCUAGA